Messenger RNA from Lachancea lanzarotensis, 459 nucleotides. It is a transcript of the gene ELF1, whose product is annotated as LALA0S04e06370g1_1. Gene Ontology annotation, molecular function: RNA polymerase II complex binding. Bases 1 to 459 code for a protein of 152 amino acids. Gene Ontology annotation, cellular component: transcription elongation factor complex. The record is from RefSeq and is a predicted model, not a curated record. Lineage: Eukaryota; Fungi; Ascomycota; Saccharomycetes; Saccharomycetales; Saccharomycetaceae. Gene Ontology annotation, biological process: transcription elongation by RNA polymerase II. The transcript has a single exon.
AUGGGUAAGAGAAAGAAGUCCUCGAGAGGUCCAGCGAAAAAAGUGGUUCAAAGGCUCGAUGCCACAUUCAAUUGUUUGUUUUGCAAUCACGAGCGUUCAGUAACAUGUACAUUGGAUAAAAAGAAUAGCAUCGGAUCGUUGUCAUGUAAAGUGUGCGGACAAACUUUCCAAACACACGUCAACGCCUUGUCCCAACCGGUGGAUGUAUAUAGCGACUGGUUUGACGCAGUGGAAGAGGUCAAUGCGGGGAAAGUCAGUGAUUCUGAAGGCGAAAGCGAUAGUGAAAGCGACUAUGAGAGCGAUUCUGAUGCUGAAUUGGCUAACAAAAGACGUGCUCAAGCAGAUUCGGAUGAAGAGGAAAUUUCAGACGAUGAAGAAGCUGUAGGCAACUCCAAACGCGGUCGUGGUAAAAUUGUACAGGAUGACGAGGACGACGAGGACGACGAUGAUGACGAAUGA